AUGGAGGACGUUCGUAGUCUUAGUAUUAUAGACCAGCGUACUUUCGAUGCGGACUCCUUUGGUUAUGAUCGCUUAGGCGAGAUUGCCCAGGUUGCUGAGCGGGCGUUGUCCGUCAAUGCAACAAAUGUUGUACGUCACGAUCUCGAUAGGCAUGUUGAGGUUCAUGACAUUUUGAGUCAAGAACUUGCACCUGUAGACCCGACCCAGCAACAUCCACCACCCAGACCUCCGAGGCGUUCGCGCAGUGAUAACCCAGCUGAGGGUGAGCGUGAGAGUCAGGGUGAGGAUGAGGCUGAGGAUGAGGCUGAGGAUGAGGAUGAGGCUGAGGAUGCAGACCAGGAUGAUCAGUUUGAGGGUCAGGGUUAUCAGCGCCAUGAGGAGCAGGGAUCGAGUCAGACUCUAGGGACUCCACCGUUGGCUGCUUUGGACAAGACAACCCAUGAGCCUGUAAUGGGGUUGAAACCCUCAGUGACCCAACCAGCGGAACCUCGCACUGCUGAUGUAGCACUGCUGCUGGAUGACGCUGCCGAUGCUGCUGUUGUGGUGUUGCCUCAUCAGCCACCCAUGGUCGCAGCCGCUGCUACUCCAACAAACUUGAGAGACAAAAUUUCUGUCCAUUCUUCAUCGUUAAUUGUUGUUGUUGCGGGUUCUGAAAUCACGCCGCAAAGAGAUAUGGUGGCGCAAUUAAAGGAUGCCGCUGUUGUUGACGAGAGAAUUUCUGAUGCUGCUGUGGUCGCUGUUGUUGAUCAGAGCGCCCCCAAUGCUCCAUAA
Messenger RNA from Oldenlandia corymbosa var. corymbosa, 771 nucleotides. NCBI's taxonomy places the organism in Eukaryota, Viridiplantae, Streptophyta, Magnoliopsida, Gentianales, Rubiaceae. The record is from the annotation of a GenBank genome assembly.